AUGUGCAAUCUUCGUCUACAAAAACGUUUGGCGGCGGCGGUUCUCAAGUGUGGCAAAGGGAAGGUUUGGUUGGAUCCGAAUGAAGUCAACGAGAUUUCCGCUGCAAAUUCUCGUCAGAACGUUCGUCGUUUGGUCAAAGAUGGUCUUAUAAUUAAGAAGCCUGGCAAGAUUCACUCUCGUUUUCGAGCUCGUGAACGUUUGGAAGCACGCAGAAAGGGUCGUCAUAUGGGUUUUGGAAAACGACGCGGAACUCGAAAUGCUAGAAUGCCUGAGAAGGUCUUAUGGAUGCGUCGAAUGCGUGUGCUUCGCCAUCUUUUAAAGCGCUAUCGCGCUGCGAAGAAGAUUGACAAGCAUCUUUACCAUGAGCUUUACUUGAAGGCUAAAGGAAACGCAUUUAAGAACAAGCGCAACCUUAUGGAAUAUAUCUUCAAAAAGAAGACUGAGAACCAGCGUUCUAAACAACUUGCUGAACAAGCUGAGGCUCGCCGAAACAAGAACAAGGAGACGAGGAAGAGGCGUGAAGAACGUUUGAUUGCGAAGCGCAAAGAGUUGCUCAAUAAACUUACUGAAGGUGAGAAGAAGGAAGAGACACCGCAGCAAUGAUUUUUUGUUUUUGGAUUUUAUAUCUUUAGUUUGUUGAUCUGAA
Molecule: messenger RNA, 646 nt
Organism: Meloidogyne enterolobii
Lineage: Eukaryota; Metazoa; Nematoda; Chromadorea; Rhabditida; Meloidogynidae
Source: the annotation of a GenBank genome assembly